AUGACAACCGUGACCCCCGAUGACUUCUUCAAGAUCAUUUCUCCCUUCUUAAAGGAGGUUUUCCUAGAUCUACCUCCUUAUCAUAAAGACAAAGCCUUCCACCAAGAAGUCUUCGAUCAAUUCACACUCUCCGGACUGCCAGAGGAUGUUGUACGCACCUCCUCUGAAGCAGGAGCAGUCGUAGCAGAAUGUUUCUAUCCCAGUCUCAAAGAUCCACUCAGGCUAUCCAUAGCAGUAUGGACAGCCUACAUCUUCUCCCUCGAUAACAUCUGCACGGAUGCAUCAUUCCGCGACCCGAUGAAAAGUUACAGAUCGGUCUUCUUCGGCCAGUCUACUGACUUGAAAUUCCUCAACGGCCUGUACACAUCUCUCGAAGAUCUAUCCAAAUACUAUGACACUUUCGCCGGCGACAUGAUCAUGAAAUCCGUCAUGGAUUACGUUAGUAUCAAUAUCCUCGAAGAAGAACAAAAAGAACGAAAGGAUGAUUUCAUGCUCUCUUCAUCAACCUCAAUGUUUCCUGAUUUUCUUCGACAGAAAAGCGCCAUUGGAGAGGCUUACGCGUUUCUCAAUUUCCCUGGGUCCUGGAACGUAGCGUCGUACUUUCCUCUGAUUCCAGAUAUGGCUGCUAUUGUGGGUCAAUUGAAUGAUGUGGUUUCUUUCUACAAGGAGUCUGUAUUGGGAAAUGAGGCUGGUACGUGGGUUAGACAGACUUGUGUUUGUCUGGGUGUUUCGGAGUAUGAGGCUAUCGAGAUCAGAGCUGCCCAGUGUUUGGGUUGUGUUCGGAGGCUGCGUGGAGCGUGUCAGGGUAAUGUUAAACUUUCGAACAGGGUUAAUGAGUUUAUUCAGGGCCCUAAAGAAUCGAAAAAGUAA
Molecule: messenger RNA, 870 nt
Organism: Aspergillus luchuensis
Lineage: Eukaryota; Fungi; Ascomycota; Eurotiomycetes; Eurotiales; Aspergillaceae
Exons: 2
Coding region: 1-870 (289 amino acids)
Molecular function (GO): carbon-oxygen lyase activity, acting on phosphates
Source: RefSeq, a predicted model, not a curated record